AUGAAGCUCUUCUCCUGCCUCAUGACUCUUCUGCUUUUCCUCCUCCAGGCUGUUCCAGGUCUCGGCUUGCCCAGGGACACCUUGCGUUGUUUGGAAUACCACGGCUACUGCUUCCACCUGAAAUCCUGCCCGGAGCCAUUCGCCGCCUUUGGGACCUGCUAUCGGCGCCGCAGGACCUGCUGUGUUGACACGACAUCCAACUUCCACAUCUGCCAAGAUGAGGGGGGCCAUUGUGUGCCCCCAGAAAUCAGAUGUCUGCAAGAGCAGGAGGGAAUCUGCCCUCGCAGAGGAUGGAAGUGCUGCACAGAAGUGUGA
Molecule: messenger RNA, 315 nt
Organism: Cinclus cinclus
Lineage: Eukaryota; Metazoa; Chordata; Aves; Passeriformes; Cinclidae
Product: gallinacin-11-like
Exons: 3
Coding region: 1-315 (104 amino acids)
Biological process (GO): defense response to Gram-positive bacterium; defense response to Gram-negative bacterium; innate immune response in mucosa
Cellular component (GO): extracellular region
Molecular function (GO): CCR6 chemokine receptor binding
Source: RefSeq, a predicted model, not a curated record